GUCGAGAGUCUCAGUACAUAUUCAGAAUGUUACCGAGUAAAGAUCUUGUGUGUUUCCUCUUUCUGUGGAUUUUCGUGACUAACGUAAAGUGUCAGGAUAUCGAAGAAAUGUCCAAGACAUUGGAUGAAAUACUCGUCAAUACCAGAUCAUUUCGACGACCACGGAAUCACGAAGAUUCAUCAUUAAUUUGGCAGGAAUAUGAAUUUGGCACUGGGGCUGGAAAUCGAGAAGAAGUUAUUGUGACAAAUAUUUCAUUGUAUGGAUUUAAUCUGCCCGAUAACAUUGAUUGGAAAUUUUUUCAAAUAGAAACUUCUUACUUUAUUUGUGCAGAGAAUUCAACAUUAUUUUUCUAUAAGAUUAAUCUUGAUGAUUUGUCAGUUGAACAUACUCUAAGUAUAACGACUGAAGGAAAAAUAUUACAAUUUAAAGUUCUUAAUUUAAAUACCGAAAAAACAUUCUAUGAAAAUCACGUUAAUUUAAUGGUAGUCUUACUGGUUGAAAUCCAACAUAGCUAUUUCUUGUACUGGUACAGAAUCUUUGGAAAUACGUACACGUUGUAUUUGACGUGGCCUGUACAAAAACAAAUUCAAGACAUGGAAUUUGUACGAGAAGAAGAGCAACAUGAAUUAUUGCUACUUGACAAUGAUGUACAUCCUGAAGAACAAUCGUUGAUCGAUAUUUAUGGUUUCAAUGUUGAUUAUAAUAAGCAUCGCAUUGAUAUAUGGUUUUGUCGGCGAUUAUUUGUUCCAAAAGUAUUUGAUGUUCAAAUAUGUUCGAUUUAUGGAAGUUCCGUGUUGGCUUUUCAAGGAAUUAAUAAUAUUAUUUUAUAUAAAUCGAAAAAUGAACGUAAAUCUUGUCAGUUUGAAAAAUUUGAAAUUAUCGAGUCCAACGAGUUAAGAAAUUUCGUCUGUUUCGAGAGUGGCUAUAUUGAAUAUCUAGCAAUUGGUGGAAAGGAAACGCGUUUACUUCGCUUUUCCGAGAACGAGUUUCAAAAUAAUGUCGAGACGGAUCUGCAUUUCAAUGAUACUACUGACAUUUCUUGGAUCACCACUAUAUCACUGAACACAUACCGGGAUGAAUCAUUAUUAUUGGUUCAAUUUAAAAAUUUGUCAGUAAUUGCUCUAGCUUGGCAAGGAUUAAAGUUCAAGACGGUAGCUUUACCUAAUCAAAUUAUAAAUAAUUUUGAUCUGUCAAAAAUCAUUCCUAUUCCAAAAGUUGGAUUCGUGCAUGCAAAUGUGCUUGUAUGUAUUGAUGUGACCUUGAGCGAAUUAGCGCAUCCUAUUCACAAUGAGACGGAAAGCAUAUUAAAGACGCGAAUUUUGUUGGAGGAGGUUUUUCGAAAACAGGAAGUAGUCUUUGACGAGACUAAAGCACGCUUGGAUCAAAGUUACUUUAAAAAUGCUGUAUCAGGACUAUGGAAUUUUUCGAAAGUAGAUGCAUCGAAUGCGACAAUAGAAAGAAAUGUAAAUUACGGCGCUGUCAAAGUCGGGUCGAUUGACUUGGAAAUGGAAGACAUAUUGAUAAACGUGACAUCGAUUUUAAAGAAACUGGAUAAAUUUGACACGAGGCUUAAUCAAAUCUUAUUGGAUUUGCAAAAUGUAACUGAUUCGAGAAUCAACUUAUCGUCAGAUAUUGAAUUAACUGGGAAUUUUCUGGUGACUGGAACGUUGUACGCAAAAAAUAUAACUGCUGCUUUUGUAAAUAACGCAUCAACUUCGAUCGCAGGAAACAAUAUUGUAAAUUAUGUUUCUAAUAUCGUUAACGGCCAGAAAUCUUUUCUUUCCAUCAAUACUGAUAAUUUAACAGUUUUCUCACUGAAUGGGGUCCCGUUGCAAGAAAUUGUUCUUGAUACUUCAAUAAAAAAUUAUAACAACACUGAUUUUUCGAAGUUAAAACGAUUACAAAUUAAUGGACACUUAAACUUUUCCGAGAUAAAUAAUGUUACAUGGGAGAAUCUAAUGCAAAGUGUAAUAUGGAAAGAUGAACCAAUAACUAUUCCAGGAGAGACUAUCGUGGAAGGGCAGCUUAUCGUUGACGAAGCCAAUGUCAAAAAUCUGAACCAUUUACGAUAUCCAGAAGAUUACGUUUUAAUUAAUGAUAAAAAUUCCAUCAACGUUACGGGUGAAAAAUACUUUGCCAAUCUGUCUACAACACAUUUGCUGGGUAUUGAUUCAAUAAAUAAAAUAAAUAUUGAUGAUUUCAUUAUUGUUAGCAGACAGGAGAUUAUUGAUCAUGAAAUUACUUUUGAAAAUCUCGAGAUUGGAAUUUUCCAGCUUGACGGCGAUAUAACGGGUAUUAACAUAAGCAACAUAGAGGGUUUGCUCAAUGAAACUGCUAGGCUCUCGUCAGAUAUUAUUUUUGAAAAUCUGACUGUUAUGGGAAACAUUGUACUUCAAGAUUCAAUUGAUGAUAGAACAUGGUCGGAUUUUGAUGAUCUUUUGCUGAAAACAGAGGAAAAUGCAUUAAUUACUGGGAAUAAAAAAUUCUCGAAUCGUAUUUGUAUAAAUUCCAACGUCACAAUCACAUCUGGACAAAUUAAUAAUCACUUUUUCUCAGAGUUUGUAACGUUAAAUACAGAUCAACAGUUUCCCUAUUUGAGAAAAAUAUCGGCAAAUGUCACGUUUGGCAACGUAACUUUUGGCAUGAUAAAGAAGUUGGAAAAUUACAUAACUCGUGAACAAAAUGUUGCUUCUGCUACUUGCCUAAACAAAGUAUUAUUGUUUAUUAGAUCAUGUAUCGUUGACGAUUUGUCUUUUGAUACUCUGAAGCAAAAUAUUACUCAGACUGCUUUUUUCGACAAAUUAAAUCAAACUUUCGAAAAAAUGUACUUUGAAAAUUUGAUACUCUCAACAUUAAUAGCCGAUGAAAUCUCGCCGAACACGAUCAAUUAUAUCGAUUACGCUAAUUUGACUGGACGCAUCUUAACAAUUUCUACGCAGCAAAAUUUGACAGGCGCUUUAAUAGUUGACAAUUUGGAAAUCGAUGUCUUGAACGCAGAAAUAAUUAAUGGAAUGCCCUUGAAUGAAUUACAACGAUUAUUAGAGCAUGCAAAAUCACUUUACAAUGAUAUUUUCAACGGAAAUGCGCCAAUAAGGUCACUUCGAGUGACAGGAAUGAUAACAGCAUCUUUGAUUAAUGAUAAUGAUAUCGUUAACGUUUACAAGAAAGACUGCAUGGGAACUGUAAUUUUCAAAGAAAACACAUCGAUUAAACAUCUAACGGUGGUUGGCUUCGUGAAUGGUUUAAAUCUAACUGAAUUUGUUGCUGACGCGGUACAGAAAGUCGACAGAAACAUAACAUUUGUAGGCCACAAAACAUUAGAGAAUGUUACAUGCGAAUUUUUGAAGGCGCGAGUUAUAAAUGGACAUCCUAUAGAAAAUAUCUUGGAUUCCAGUAAAAAACAGAUACUGAAAGGACCAGUUGUUAUAAAUGGCUGGGUCACAGUUUUAAGGAAUUUUGAUACAACUGGCAAGAUUGGAAAUGUAUUCUUAUGUGAUUUUAUAAAUAGAUUUAAAUCACUUGAAAAUAAUACUUAUGCUCUUCACGGCAAUUUUUAUUUCAAUGAAAUUACUUCAAUAACAAGGCUGAAUAUAAGUGGACUAAUUCAAAGAUUAAUGUUUGACAGUUUGUUGGAGACAUUAAUUCGUAAAAACGAUGAAAAUAUUAUAAUAUCUGGAUCGAAAAUUUUUAAAAGUCCAAUUACGUUUAAUAGUGCAUUUACUAUCUAUGGCAAUUUAAAUAAUUUAGAUUUAAACAGAUUUCACAAAAAUGCUAUUUAUAUUGAUAAACCUUUCUCGAUUGAUGUUAAAGUUAUGUUUAAAGAAGAUGUGUAUAUACAAAAAACUCUUGUAGUAAAAACAGAAUUACAAUCAAAUACUAUCAUGGAUGUCGAUAUGAAAGAUUUGCAAGAGAAUGUUAUCACUCUCAAUGAACUUAAUUAUUUUUCAGAACGGAUCAUACUUGAUAAUGUGACUUUCCAAGCAAGCAUAAAAGUUGUACAGGUCAAUGACUUAAAAAUUAAUAUGCUGAUUCCAUUGCAUACGAAACAGUUAAUCAUAUCGCAUAAACUUAAUUGCAAUAAUGCCACCGUUAAAAACAUACAAAUAACAGGACAUAUUAAUACCUACCAUCUAGAAGAUAUUUUUACAAACACAUUUUUGAUAUAUAGUAAUCAAAAUAUUUCGGGAUAUAUACAUAUUCAAGGAAAUGUUUAUGCGUAUCAUGAUUUUAAUGCACAUCUCGUUAAUAGGUUCAAUACGAAACAAAUUGUUUCUUUAAUUGCCAAUGACACUUUAGCAGGAAAUUUUAUAUUCAAAACUCCUGUUGUUCUUGAUAAAAGUCUCAAAAUUGGGGGUCUUUUAAAUGGAAUAAAUCCAAUCAAUUGGCAAGGCGUUGCAAUCGAAAUAGUAACUAAACAAAUUAUCUGGAAUAAACAGAUUAUAUCUGGAAAGUGGAAAAUAUAUGGAAAUGUCCAUUUUGAAGAAAAUAUUGGCGGAAGUGAGUUUUUGAGUGGAGUUAAUGUCAGCGAAACAUCAUUUGAUUUAUCAAAGGAAAAUCCUGAAAUAGAUCGCAUCAUCAAUGAAACAUAUAUGGAUCUGAAUAAUAUAUAUGCAUUCCAUUUAGACACGCUUAAAUACAAUGCUAUGAAUCAGAUAUACAAGUUCAAUACAUUUGACUACUUGAAAAUUCAGGAAUUUGAAGGAGAUAUUCAUGAUAUCCGUACUAUUGAAUUAGAUAUGUUCGAUUAUAUAUUGGUAAAUUAUGAUACUUGCCGUAUGAAACUUAUAAUGUAUAUUCAAAAUGAUUUUCAAGUGGUCGACGAAGUGUCCGAUUUUGGAUUAAUUGAUAAAUGGAUUUUUUUAAAUCCAAAUCAUCCUAUGUAUUUCUUUACCGUCGCAAAACGCACCUGCGGUAGAAGCUUGAAUAAUAUAUGGAAAUUAGAAAAUAACAGAUUAAUGCAUGUGUCGGAAUUUGACAAUGUUAGCUAUAUUAUGGAUUUACAUCAAGAUCAAUUUGUAUCAAUGGCUUCCGAAAAUCUUGAAAAUGCUUCAGAAAAUAUUCAGUCAGAUAUAUUGCAAAGUCUCAUCUCAUAUAAGAAUGAAAACAAAAAAUUAAAUUUAAUUUCAAAUAUUUAUCCAAUUGCCUUUGUUAAUCAAUCCUUAAUUUACGGAUUACAAGGAAGAUCUUCCAAUGAUACAUAUCUAAGAAAUGACAGCACGUUAAAUUUUAAAGUAGGUAUUUAUGAAAAAGAAGAAUAUAUUUACUACGACGAAGAAGUCAGCCGUGAUUAUAUAUUCUUGUGCCAAAAUGACAUCUCGCAAACACAGAUUUUGCAAACUAUAAAAACACGUCUGCCGAAAUCAUUUUUGAUUCUAAAUUUCAAUGGACUUGUCGAAACAUUGUUUAUUUUUGCAGAAAAUAAUGAUACCAUUCAGAUUUACGAAUAUAAAGGUAUCAACGGUUUUGUACAGAAAAGUGAAAUAAAAAUAAAAGUUGAUAAAUUGUACAAUUUUAAAAUAAGAAAACACAUUAAUCUGGAGAAAAAACAUUGCUUGGCCGUUAUACACAAGAAUCGAUUAACAAUUUUGGAAGCAAAAAUGUAUGGUGAAAAGUUGGAUUUAUAAAUCUCAGUUACAAACAUCUGUACAAAUAUUUAUAAAUAAAAAAAUGGGAGUAUAUAUAUGCAAUA
This is a messenger RNA of Nylanderia fulva, 5689 nucleotides long. RefSeq names its product female sterile (1) Nasrat (gene fs(1)N). Lineage: Eukaryota; Metazoa; Arthropoda; Insecta; Hymenoptera; Formicidae. The record is from RefSeq and is a predicted model, not a curated record.